Molecule: messenger RNA, 285 nt
Organism: Paramecium tetraurelia
Lineage: Eukaryota; Ciliophora; Oligohymenophorea; Peniculida; Parameciidae
Exons: 2
Source: RefSeq, a predicted model, not a curated record
AUGCCAAUCUAUCUUUUAGUGAAUUUAAGUCCUGACAAAAUUAAAAAAUUCACUUUGAAAAUCAUCUACGUGCUCUGUUAAAUGCUAACUGCAUUCUUGUACCCUAACUUCGCCAUAGUUCUAUCAAUAGUUGGUUGUGUUUGUUGUGUAUCACUCGGAUACAUAAUCCCAUACGGCAUGAUGUUUCACUAUGCACUAAAACCACUCUACCAGACUAUUAAUACAAUAGUUGUAUUAUUUGGAAUUGUAGGAGGUGUAUUUGGAAUAUACACCUGUUUCGAUUGA